AUGAACAAAAAUCUUUGCCAACAAGUUCCGUUUUGUCAAAAAAGGCUCCUUUCCGCCGUAGUUUUUGAACUACAAAUGUCGAUGGUGGAUGAACCUUUGUACCCCAUAGCAAUACUGAUAGACGAGCUGAAGAAUGAUGACAUCCAAUUGCGCUUGAAUUCCAUUAGAAGGCUAUCUACAAUUGCUCGUGCUCUAGGAGAAGAUCGGACACGAAAGGAGUUGAUUCCUUUCUUAAGUGAAAACAAUGAUGAUGAUGAUGAGGUUCUUCUAGCCAUGGCAGAGGAGUUGGGUGUGUUUAUCCCUUAUGUUGGUGGAAUAGAGCAUGCCCCUGUGUUGCUUCCCCCUCUUGAAACCCUAUGUACUGUCGAAGAGACAUGUGUGAGGGACAAAGCUGUUGAGUCACUUUGCAGGAUUGGAUCACAAAUGAGAGAGUCUGAUUUGGUUGAUUUCUUUGUACCUCUUGUUAAGAGGUUGGCAGCUGGUGAAUGGUUUACUGCUAGAGUUUCUGCAUGUGGGCUGUUUCACAUUGCUUAUCCUAGUGCCUCUGAGGCAUUGAAGACAGAAUUGAGAUCAGUUUUUAAUCAGUUAUGUCAAGAUGACAUGCCCAUGGUUAGAAGAGCAGCUGCAACAAAUUUGGGAAAAUUUUCUGCUACUGUGGAACCUUCACAUCUCAAGACUCACAUCAUGGAGAUCUUUCAGGAUCUUACAAAAGAUGAUCAAGAUUCUGUUCGUUUACUAGCUGUUGAGGGUUGUGCUGCUCUUGGGAAGUUGCUUCAACCCCAAGACUGUGUUGCACAUAUUCUUCCUGUCAUUGUUAAUUUUUCUCAGGACAAGUCUUGGCGUGUUCGUUAUAUGGUUGCUAAUCAAUUGUAUGAACUAUGUGAAGCAGUGGGCCCUGAACCCACCAAGAGUGAGUUAGUUCCAGCAUACGUGAGGCUACUUCGUGAUAAUGAAGCUGAAGUACGCAUUGCAGCUGCUGGAAAAGUCACUAAAUUUAGUCGUAUUCUUACCCCACAACUUGCAAUUCAACAUAUUCUUCCAUGUGUAAAGGAAUUGUCAUCGGAUUCUUCUCAGCAUGUUAGAUCUGCUUUGGCUUCUGUUAUAAUGGGCAUGGCUCCUGUUUUAGGAAAGGAAGCAACAAUUGAACAACUUCUUCCUAUUUUUCUUUCACUUCUAAAAGACGAGUUUCCAGACGUACGUCUCAAUAUUAUCAGCAAGCUAGAUCAAGUAAAUCAGGUCAUCGGGAUCGAUCUUUUAUCUCAAUCUUUACUUCCAGCAAUUGUUGAGCUGGCAGAAGAUAGACAUUGGAGGGUUCGUUUGGCAAUUAUAGAAUACAUUCCACUAUUGGCUAGUCAAUUAGGUGUAGCCUUUUUUGAUGAUAAACUUGGUUCUCUUUGCAUGCAAUGGUUACAAGACAAGGUUUACUCCAUUAGAGAUGCUGCUGCUAAUAACUUAAAGCGAUUAGCAGAGGAAUUCGGUCCAGAUUGGUCAAUGCAACAUAUUGUCCCACAGGUGUUGGAGAUGAUUAAUAAUCCGCAUUAUUUAUAUAGAAUGACAGUUGUGCGUGCAAUUUCUCUACUUGCUCCAGUUAUGGGCUCAGAAAUUACUUGUUCUAAACUUCUUCCAGCACUUAUUACCUUAUCCAAAGACAGAGUGCCGAAUAUCAAGUUUAAUGUCGCAAAGGUCUUGCAGUUGUUAAUUCCUAUAGUCGACCAUUCAGUGGUGGAGAAAAGUAUUAGGCCGUGUUUGGUUGAGCUGGCGGAAGACCCAGAUGUUGAUGUCCGUUUUUUUGCAAAUCAAGCUCUUCAGUCUCUGAUGUCUAGCUAAAGAAACAGGCGGCAACAGCAACACCGCUAGGUAUGAACACUCCGGUGCCACCGCCACCAUUAGCCCACAAACUUUCCAUCCAACCAGGGACCGGACUUCUCACACUCUCCGACCAACUAUAGUAGUUCCUAGCCACCGGUCUUGAUCCAACACCACCAUGAACCACCGGUCUCCGCCGUGGCUCCACCGUAUACCGAUCAUCAUCUUCAUCUGUAAGCAUCAGUAUCUGUCGAGUGAGUUCUUGAUAAAGUGCGGUGUCUUCUGCAUCAGCCGAACUUGAAGAAUCCGAAUAUGAAUCCAUUUGUGUGUGACAAAAAAAAGAUGUGUAAAAGUUUUGAGUGUGGUGUAAAUGGUUUUAGAGGGGGUGUAUAUAUAGUCAAAGUAAAUGGGAAUAAAUGAAUAAUUGGUUUGGAUAUGAUAUGGUCAACGUGAGUGGUUUCAUGGAAGGUAGAUGUGGGUGAACGUUAAGUUUCCAAGUGGGGUCAUUCGUUACUUAACGAUAUCAAAGUUGGUUGAACCAAAUAACAAGUCCACAAUACUUGGGCACGACCUAGACAAUGCCACUUGUAUCACGAUAUAAUGUUUUGAAUUAUAAAAUAAAGUCAACAAUCUAUACAUCCAAUCCAAAUAAAUAAUAUAUACUAUUGUAGAAUGAGUUUGAAGGGUAUAAGGACGGUUUUUUUCUAUAGGUAGAAUGAGUAUAUUUUUGGUAGAGAUUUAGAGAAAAAAUUAAAUUCCAAACGUAGCAAUAAAUUAAUUGAGAAAAUAGCAUGUUACUUGCGGAGUCACAUUGAAGUUUUGUUUGGGAAACUAGUUUUUACCAAUAAACUAGUUUAAGCUAAGCUUAUCAAUAAACUAGUUUAUAUGAGCAUUUUCAAUGGGUUUUCCUAUAGAUUUUUUUAACCGGCAAAUUAACCUACUUCUAAAUAUCAUUUAUAUCUUCUAGUGAG
Lactuca virosa is the source of this 2777-nucleotide messenger RNA. The record is from the annotation of a GenBank genome assembly. NCBI's taxonomy places the organism in Eukaryota, Viridiplantae, Streptophyta, Magnoliopsida, Asterales, Asteraceae.